AUGAAGGCCACAGCAAUCAUCAGGGCCAAAGUCAAGGCCAGGACACCGUUGGCGGCCCAGGUGGAGGAUCCAGCCCCCGUCGUGAGACAGAUAGACGGUGAAGAGAGAAGACUCGAGGACGGCAGUAUGGCCAACGCCAAUGGACGAGGGAGAUCCGAUACGACGAACACAACAUCCUCUCUCUGGACGACGGCGUCGUCGUCAAGCUCGAUACCUGCCAUUACACUCACCGAAAGCAGCUAUCCGUAUCCUCGGCACGACGACAUCGAGGAAGCUGCAAGUUUCCCCAUCGAAGCACCCAUCGAAGCCGAAGUCGUUACAGCAGAUGCAUCAUUGUCAGGCACAGGCUCAAGCCUAGGUUCUACCGCUAACGGGGCCUCGGCGUCAUCGGUCUCAUUCGCGGGAGCCUUACCUAGAAGGGGCCCUAGAAAGUCUCAUCAGCCCACAGACUCUGCACCAGGAUCGGCAUCUUCAGCAUCAGCAUCAUCAGCGGCGCCCCUAGCACCACCACCGCCACUGCCGCUAUCGACUGGCGGCGAGAGAACAGCCGGAGUGGACCCUCAUCAGAGAGACCCGCGCCUGAUAACAGUAAGUUCCCACACGGCCCUUCCAUUAGCCACUCUACCUGCAUCAUCUCAGCCAUUCCCGCCCAGCGCCCCCCCAGCGCCCACCUAG
Fonsecaea pedrosoi CBS 271.37 is the source of this 675-nucleotide messenger RNA. RefSeq lists its product as uncharacterized. Lineage: Eukaryota; Fungi; Ascomycota; Eurotiomycetes; Chaetothyriales; Herpotrichiellaceae. The record is from RefSeq and is a predicted model, not a curated record. Bases 1 to 675 code for a protein of 224 amino acids. The transcript has a single exon.